UAAAAUCGGAGAUGGUCGAGCUCGGGGAUAUUUCGGAAAUUGGACCGUUUGGCGUGGAAUGACCCAAUACCAAAAAAUCCUUGUUAUGGAUCCUUCGGCAAGGUUAAAAAUUCUGACAAAUAAAGCUAACGAUUUCCCUUUCGAUAUAAAGAUACCAGUAAUUCGUUAUGCUCGUUCUUUAAAAGAGCUAGAGAGAAUGGCAAUUAUUUAUGCUCAAGAAAGUCAAGUGGAAAAUGCAUUCAUUUUAUAUAUGAAACUUAUUACUCUUUCUGUGGAAAAGUUACCAAAACAUCCUCAAUUCUCUGCUUUAGAUACAGAGCAAAGGAGCAUUAUUAAAAAGAGAUGUGCAUUAGCAAUAACAAUAGCUGAAGAUUUAAAAAAAGAAAUCAAGCAGUUAUAUGAGGAAGAGUAUCGACAAUGGAUUGAGGACAAACAAGAUGAAGUGAAAUCUGUAUCUCAGAAAAUUACUUAUGUAGCUUCGCAAGAUAAUAAUAAUUUACAUUCUUCUGAAUCUCUAAGUCCAGACUUUUUUGCAAGUAAAAGUUCAAGCCAUACUCCUAGUCAAAACCAAAAACCUUCAAGUCAAAGUCAAGAACUUAUUCCAAGUCAAAAUCAAGAUGAUAAUAAAAUCUCACUUCCUUCUUAUUCAACUAUUUCCCUUGACCAACCUUCGGUGUCAGUUUGUUCAACCACUUCUCAUGUUUACCCUACAGCUCCACCUUUUAAAGACUUUGUUGAUGAUGCACUACUUUUAGAUGACUUCAAAAACACUCAAUAUAAGCACUCAGACACUUUUCAACCAAAUGUAAAUAGAUCCACUAAACCAUUGAGUAUGAUUAACGACUUGAAAAAUAAUUAUGAAGAAACACACUCAUCUUUGAAUGGCAAGCGCUUUAUUAUUUUACCUGCAGAUUUGACAGACAAGUUUUUACUUUUAGCUGCCUCUAAUACAAAAAGAAAUAUCGAAACAUGUGGAAUUUUAUGUGGUAGAAUGGUUCAAAGCCAAUUUAGGGUCACACAUUUAAUAAUUCCUAAACAACAUGGCACCUCCGAUUCUUGUACCACAGAGAAAGAAGAAGAAAUGUUUGAUGUUCAAGAUAAAUACGAUCUUAUAACAGUAGGAUGGAUUCAUACGCAUCCUUCUCAAACGUGUUUUUUAUCCAGUGUUGAUUUACAUACACAAUGCUCCUACCAACAACUACUACCUGAGGCAAUUGCUGUGGUUUGUUCGCCAAAAUAUAACAAUUUCGGAGUUUAUCGCUUAACCAUGCACGGAUUAAAACUCAUAACUAAUUGUACUCAAAACGGAUUCCAUCCACACAACAAAGAUCCUCCACUUUUUGAGGAGUCUUCUGGAAUAAACAUUCAGGAUUCUUACGGAAUUACCAUUGUUGAUUUACGUUAAAUCAAGAUUGAUUAUGGUAAAUCAAAUCUUCAAAAUCGAAAUAAAUUGUACAUAGUAAAUCUUAAAAUUAGAUAUUAAAUUUGAUAAUAGUAUGAAAAUUUAAAUUAAUAAACGUUUAAAAUCGUUU
Hydra vulgaris (swiftwater hydra) is the source of this 1532-nucleotide messenger RNA. Its product is annotated as STAM-binding protein. Gene Ontology annotation, cellular component: membrane; endosome. Lineage: Eukaryota; Metazoa; Cnidaria; Hydrozoa; Anthoathecata; Hydridae. Gene Ontology annotation, biological process: protein K63-linked deubiquitination. The record is from RefSeq and is a predicted model, not a curated record. Gene Ontology annotation, molecular function: metal-dependent deubiquitinase activity; K63-linked deubiquitinase activity; protein binding.